AUGGCACAGAGAAGCACCAACCCCACCCAGCAAUUCAACUUUGUGGCUCAGGAUAACAUCUGGAAAUACCACGUUGAAACUGAGUUUGAAGCUGCAAAGAAAUGGUCCAUCAAAUGGGGAUUUUUAACAACACCUUUUGAGGAGUUGAUAAAAGACGAAAGGAAAGAACCCACUAAGCCUAAGAUAGAGCUUCCAGAACAUUUACAAAUCCGACCUGUAACACCAGUGGAAAAAUAUAUUAAGGUCUACCCAUCUCCUCCAAUCCCUAAAACAACUCAAGGAUUUAUUGGCUGGAGAUCAUCUGUGCCAGGACUGGAACUUGAACGUUAUUAUCAGGUCAGAAGCUGCAAAGGUGCCUUUCACAAGGAUCUGAAGUGGCCUGAUGAACCCUCUGAUUGA
Emys orbicularis (European pond turtle) is the source of this 399-nucleotide messenger RNA. It is a transcript of the gene CIMIP1, whose product is annotated as ciliary microtubule inner protein 1. NCBI's taxonomy places the organism in Eukaryota, Metazoa, Chordata, Testudines, Emydidae. The record is from RefSeq and is a predicted model, not a curated record. The transcript is spliced from 4 exons. Bases 1 to 399 code for a protein of 132 amino acids.